Marmota flaviventris (yellow-bellied marmot) is the source of this 1322-nucleotide messenger RNA. RefSeq names its product cutC copper transporter (gene Cutc). NCBI's taxonomy places the organism in Eukaryota, Metazoa, Chordata, Mammalia, Rodentia, Sciuridae. Gene Ontology annotation, molecular function: copper ion binding. The record is from RefSeq and is a predicted model, not a curated record.
UCGGGGACGCGCACGGCGCGCGCUGCCGUGGAGGACGCGCUUAUCCGGUCGCGCGCGCGGCAACCCCGGCUCGGAGUGGAAGCCGAAGGCACCCGGGGGAGAAACGUGUAGAACAUGAAGAGGCAGGGGGCGUCCUCCGAGCGGAAACCAGCGUGGAUAGCGUCGGGGAAGGCGGGAGCAACAAAUGGAUUUCUCAUGGAAGUGUGUGUUGAUUCAGUAGAGUCAGCUGUGAAUGCAGAAAGAGGAGGUGCUGGUCGGAUUGAAUUAUGUUCUGGUUUAUUGGAGGGCGGAACCACACCCAGCAUGGGUGUCCUUCAAGUAGUGAAACAGAGUGUCCAGAUCCCAGUUUUUGUGAUGAUUCGGCCACGAGGAGGUGAUUUUUUAUAUUCAGAUCGUGAGAUUGAGGUGAUGAAGGCUGACAUUCGACUUGCCAAGCUUUAUGGUGCUGAUGGUUUGGUAUUUGGGGCAUUGACUGAAGAUGGACACGUUGACAAAGAGUUGUGCAUGUCCCUUGUGGCUAUUUGCCGUCCUCUGCCAGUUACUUUCCACCGAGCUUUUGACAUGGUUCAUGAUCCAAUGGCAGCUCUAGAGACUCUCUUAUCCUUGGGAUUUGAACGAGUACUGACCAGUGGAUGUGACAGUUCAGCAUUAGAAGGGUUACCUCUAAUAAAGCGACUCAUAGAUCAGGCAAAAGGCAGGAUUGUGGUAAUGCCAGGUGGUGGAAUAACAGACAGAAAUCUACAAAGGAUCCUUGAGGGUUCUGGUGCUACAGAAUUCCACUGUUCUGCUCGGACUUCCAGAGACUCAGGAAUGAGGUUUCGAAAUUCCUCUGUUGCCAUGGGAGCCUCACUUUCUAAUUCAGAAUAUUCUCUAAAGGUAACAGAUGUGACCAAAGUAAGGACUUUGAAUGCUAUUGCAAAGAAUAUCCUAGUUUAGCCAGACCUCUCCAUGAGACAUGGAUAUUGCAGUAUGAAGAAAGAAGAAUAAUCUACGAUUCUCUGAGACAAAGUUUUAACCUUCUUUGGCUAGGACAGUUAGUCAAGUUUCACAUGGCCAUGAAGUAUGUUUCCAAGAAGAAAAAGAAAUUGAAACAGAUACAGUCACUUCCUUUGCUUAGUCUUUCCAGCCUUUUCCAUCAUUAUGAUUAAAUCUGUUCUGUACUACAUUUACAGAGAGGCUUAGUCUAUCCUCAAUGGAACUAGUUGAUGAACUGAGAAAAUUCAUCUGCAAGAUAUGAAUUCAGCGUGGCUUCAGGGUUAAUUCGAUAGUUGUAGUAUUUUGCCUUUUCAUUUAUAAAAUUAAAAAAUUUCUUUCUAUUAUGA